Arabidopsis lyrata subsp. lyrata is the source of this 3327-nucleotide messenger RNA. RefSeq names its product kinesin-like protein KIN-7L, chloroplastic. The coding region runs from base 233 to 3187 and encodes 984 amino acids. NCBI's taxonomy places the organism in Eukaryota, Viridiplantae, Streptophyta, Magnoliopsida, Brassicales, Brassicaceae. Gene Ontology annotation, molecular function: microtubule binding; ATP binding; microtubule motor activity. Gene Ontology annotation, biological process: microtubule-based movement. The record is from RefSeq and is a predicted model, not a curated record. The transcript has 24 exons.
GCUUCAAAGGCAAGCGAGAUUAUUAAAAAAAGUAAACACUCUUUACACAACAAAUCGCAAUCAUCUAACUGAUUUUGCUUUUCUCUUUAAGUUCAGCUUCUUCUACGUAAUUAGUAUUUACUCUCUCUCUCUCUCUCUCUUGCAUCAUCAUAAUCCUUUCUUUGCAUGCGAUUCGGCUUUUAGCGGCGGCGAUGCUACUUUGAGUCACCGGAAAUUUUGCAUUUGGUUUCUGAUGAUGGGAUCUAAACAAGUGUCGAAGUCUAGAAAUGCUGGGCUUAGUAAGUUUAAGGAUGCUGAGUCCCCUGUAUCUUCAACAACCUCGUCUUCCAAACUUUAUCCAGAGACGUCUGUGGAUAGCCAUAGCCCCCCUACGUCUUCAUCUGCUCGAAGCAAGCCUCAUUUACAAUAUACAGGAAAGGUACCCCCUAAGCCUUUGCAGUCCAAAGAAAAUGUCACUGUCACAGUUCGUUUUCGUCCACUCAGUCCGAGGGAAAUCCGCAAAGGAGAGGAGAUUGCAUGGUAUGCAGAUGGGGAAACAAUUGUGCGGAAUGAGCAUAAUCAGUCAAUAGCUUAUGCCUAUGAUCGUGUUUUCGGGCCUACGACGACAACACGCCAUGUCUAUGAUGUUGCUGCUCAGCAUGUAGUUAAUGGUGCUAUGGCGGGGGUCAACGGGACCAUUUUCGCAUACGGAGUGACAAGCAGUGGAAAAACUCACACUAUGCAUGGGGACCAAAGAUCUCCUGGUAUAAUACCAUUAGCCGUGAAAGAUGCUUUCAGCAUUAUACAAGAGACACCAAGGCGAGAAUUUCUCCUACGUGUUUCUUACUUUGAAAUAUAUAAUGAGGUUGUCAAUGAUUUAUUGAACCCAGCUGGACAAAAUUUGAGGAUCAGAGAAGAUGAGCAGGGAACCUUUAUCGAAGGGAUUAAAGAAGAAGUUGUUCUAUCCCCUGCUCAUGCGCUUUCUCUUAUAGCAGCUGGAGAAGAGCACAGACAUAUUGGAUCCACAAGUUUUAAUUUGCUCAGCAGCCGAAGCCAUACAAUGUUUACCCUGACUAUAGAGAGUAGUCCCUUGGGUGACAAUAAUGAAGGUGGAGCUGUACACCUCUCGCAGCUGAACCUCAUUGACCUGGCAGGUUCUGAGAGCUCAAAGGCUGAAACCAGUGGUUUAAGACGCAAGGAAGGGUCUUAUAUAAAUAAAAGUUUGCUGACUUUAGGGACUGUAAUAUCAAAACUUACAGAUAGGAAGGCUAGUCAUGUACCAUAUAGGGACUCUAAAUUAACCAGGCUGCUUCAGUCCUCAUUGAGUGGGCAUGGACGUGUAUCUCUCAUAUGUACAGUGACUCCUGCAUCAAGCAGCUCCGAAGAAACACACAACACAUUGAAAUUUGCCCAUCGUGCAAAGCAUAUUGAGAUUCAAGCCGCACAGAACAAGAUAAUUGAUGAGAAAUCAUUGAUUAAGAAGUAUCAAUACGAGAUUCGCCAACUCAAGGAGGAGUUGGAACAGCUUAAAGAAGGAAUUAAACCAGUUUCUCAGUUAAAGGAUAUUAGUGAAGAUGAUGUUGUUCUCCUGAAGCAGAAACUAGAAGAAGAGGAAGAUGCUAAAGCAGCUCUCUUGAGUCGAAUCCAACGGCUUACGAAACUAAUCCUCGUGUCUACUAAAACUCCACAAACAUCGCGGUUGUCUUAUCGUGUUGAUCCUUGGAGGAGACACUCAUUUGGAGAAGAGGAGCUUGCUUACCUACCGUAUAAGAGGCGCGACUUGACGGAUGAUGAGAACCUUGAAUUCUAUGUUUCUCGUGAAGGGACUCCUGAGAUUACAGAUGAUGCGUUUAGAGAAGAAAAGAAGACAAGGAAGCAUGGCCUACUGAACUGGUUGAAACUUAAGAAAAAAGAAAACAGUUUGGGGGGAUCAAGCAUCAGUGACAAGUCCAACAGUACACCGUCAACUCCUCAAGGAGAAGGCAGUAAUUGUCGUACAGGAUCUAGACUUUCAGAAGGCUCCGCAUUGGCAGAUCAACUCUUAGAGACUAGGGAUAAUGAAGAAGCUCAUGAAGAUAGUUUUCAUGAGAUUGAGACACCUGAGGCAUUGUAUACUUGUUCCCAGACUAGAAUAAAAAUGAUCAAUCAGAUGGAAACACUGAGGGAAAAACAAAAGAUUUUAUCUGAGGAGAUGGUGCAACAAUCAAGGUCUCUUAAACUGUUGUCAGAAGAGGCUGCCAAAGCCCCUCAAAAUGAAGAAAUUAAAGUGGAGAUUAAAAACCUCAAUGGCGACAUCAAGGCAAAGAACAACCAGAUUGCUACUUUGGGGAAACAAAUUUUGGAUUUUGUUAUAGCAUCACAAGAUGAAUUGGUAAAAUCUGAUAUCGUACAGGCUGUUUCUGAAAUGAGGGCUCAACUAAAUGAGAAAUGUUUUGAACUCGAGGUUAAAGCUGCAGAUAAUCGUAUCAUUCAGGAACAACUCAACCAAAAGACAUGUUUAUGUGAAGAGUUGCAAGAAGAGGUUGCAAACCUAAAGCAGCAGCUCUCUGACGCCCUGGAACUGGUAGAUAUCAGCUCGGUCACAAGUCACAUGCAAAAAUCUUCUGAAUCGCCAAACAAAAAUAAAGAAAAAGUCAUAGAGGCACAGGCAUUUGAGAUUGAAGAGCUUAAACUGAAAGCUACAGAACUAAGUGACUUGAAUGAACAACUAGAACUCCGAAAUAAGAAACUAGCUGACGAGAGUUCAUAUGCGAAAGAGCUUGCUUCAGCGGCUGCUAUUGAGCUCAAGGCAUUGUCUGAGGAAAUAGCAAGACUUAUGAAUCACAACGAGAGACUAGCAGCUGACCUGGCAGCGGUGCAGAAGAGCUCUGUUACACCACGGGGCAAGACAGGAAACCUGAGGAAUGGAAGGAGAGAAAGUGUUACAAAGAGGAAAGAGCAAGACAACUCGUUGAUGGAACUGAAGAGAGAACUGAGUAUAAGCAAAGAACGUGAAGUUUCAUUUGAAGCUGCUCUAGUUGAAAAAAUCCAGAGGGAAGCCGAGCUACAAAGAACAGUAGAAGAGUCGAAACAAAGGGAAGCGUAUCUAGAGAAUGAACUUGCUAAUAUGUGGGUUCUCGUUGCCAAGUUGAGAUCCCAAGGAGCUGCUAAUUCAGGUUUAUCUGAUUCAGUAUCAGAGACACAACAAAUCGACCAUUUUAGGACUUAAGUUAUGAUUUGAGAUUCGUGUGAUUUUGAGCUUGUACAUUUGUAUGCAAUUCUCAUUCCCUGACCUUCCUGGGCUUGAUUUUUUUUGUUUGCUGGUAAUGCUUUAAGGGAAGUAUCCUGAAGGAAAAUCUUUUGUGCAAA